Molecule: messenger RNA, 1144 nt
Organism: Lepus europaeus (European hare)
Lineage: Eukaryota; Metazoa; Chordata; Mammalia; Lagomorpha; Leporidae
Gene: PTMS
Product: parathymosin
Exons: 5
Coding region: 327-635 (102 amino acids)
Biological process (GO): negative regulation of apoptotic process; positive regulation of transcription by RNA polymerase II
Cellular component (GO): nucleus
Molecular function (GO): histone binding
Source: RefSeq, a predicted model, not a curated record
UGGUCGGCGGCAGCUCUGCUGGUGCGGGGGCGGCAAGCGCAGGACCGAGCGACCGCGGCCAGAGCGCGCCGGCCACCGCCCGCACCGCCCUUCCGCCCGCCCUCCGGACGGCCGCAGCCCUGCGGGUCUCCGCUCCAGACCCACCUCCGCCCCACCCCGCGCGCCUCUGCCGCCUCUUCUAGAGACCCAGCUUGCCGAGCGGCCGCCUCUGCCGCCGCCGCCGCCGCCACCGCACCAGGUUCCGGCCGCGGCCACCCUCCGCCGUCCAGGGCCCCUCCGUCUCGGCCCCGGGACCCCGGCUUCCCGCCAGCCCCGGCCCCGGCACCAUGUCGGAGAAGAGCGUGGAGGCAGCGGCCGAGUUGAGCGCCAAGGACCUGAAGGAGAAGAAGGAGAAAGUGGAGGAGAAGGCCAGCCGGAAAGAGCGGAAGAAAGAGGUGGUUGAGGAGGAAGAGAACGGAGCUGAGGAGGAGGAAGAAGAGACUGCCGAGGACGGAGAGGAAGAGGAUGAAGGAGAAGAAGAAGAUGAGGAAGAAGAAGAGGAGGAUGACGAAGGGCCCGCGCUGAAGAGAGCUGCCGAAGAGGAGGAUGAAGCGGAUCCCAAGCGGCAGAAGACAGAAAACGGGGCGUCGGCAUGAGCCCCCUGCCAGCGGCUGGGGCCAGAGGCCCUGGGGGCCCGGAAGGGGCUGGGGACAGACAAGUGCAGCCACUUCACCUGGCUCCCUGCCCUGGGCCCUGCGCCAGAGCUGCCACCCUCUUCCUUCUCCCUGGCUUUCUCAUUUCCCCUCCUCCAGUCACUGCCCCCUGCACCCUCACUCUGCCGUUGUUGCCACCUGACCUGCUCCGUCCAUCUCAGUCCCCAGCCGGUCCCCAGUGCCCUGCACCUUUCUUUGCUCUCUUCCUCCCUGUCCCCCACCAGCCCCCGCCUCCCUCUGGUGGCCUCUCCUACAUAACCGCUGCACCCCCCAACCUCACACCCCACCCCGCCCCUCUCCUGCCUGAUCCUUGGCUCCCCGUCAGAUCCCCUCUUCUCAGACAGCGCCAGGCCGGGGUGGGGCCGGGGUUUGGGGCCGAGCCCCACAGCUGCCCCCCUCCCCUCCCCUUUUUGUAUAAUUUAAUAAAGAAAUGGUCGCGCUUCUGUUUUUAA